AUGAGCGCUCCCGGAGCCCGUCAGGACGCUUCGCUCUCGGCAGCCAGCUUCCUUGCCUCUAUCAAUGCUGAGUCGAGCACCUCCUUCGGAUCAGACGCAACUCAAUCUGCCGCAAGCUCGGCGCCGUCGCUCCCUAUCUCCGCCAAGGUUGCACUCAUCGAUGCUCAGAUCGAUUCUCUCGAGACACGCAUAGAGCAGACCAUCACGACACAUGCAGCCGAGCUUCGCACACGAGCGGCCUCCACUCGCACCGUGGACCGCAACUUCAAUCAGUUAUGGCGGUCCGUUAAUCAAGUCAGCUCCCGUCUCGUCACUGUCGGCCCGCAGAUAGCUCCCACCGCUUCCGAGUAUCACGAUGCACUCGCGCAGAGCUCGAAGCAAGGCCUUCUCAUCUCGGUCUUAUCCGAUCUGCUCGCUGCAACGCGCCUACUUGAGACACUCGAAGGGCUGCAGGGUCAGACCGACUCGCCGAACCUCAAGUCUCAGCUCCCAGACGCCGCCAAGCUCAUUCAACCGCUCAUCUCCGUUCCUGCACUUGGGGCUCUUCCAGCUGUCAUUGAGCUUCAAGCUCGCUUCGACCGCCUCGAAAAGGCAAUCUCGACGUCCGAAUCGGCUUCCCGAGACCGUGGUGCGCAGCUCACACUACGUCCGGAUCCAGUUCCGGCUCCUUCGACGGAUGAUGUCGACCAACGAAAGAGCGUGCUGACGAGCAAUGGGCCCCCCGCUCUUUCCCCUGCACUCAAAGUGCUCGAAGCCGCUCGUGCCAUUAUCGUAUCCCGCGGUGCAGAAGCAGGAUGGAAGGAAGUGCGUAUCGAACUCGACGCCCCUGCACCUCCUCCUCCUGCUAUCUCGAUACCCGCACCUCCGACUGCACCACCAGACGCAAAGCCGAGCAGACCAUCCAUGGACGCACGUCCCGAUCAUCUGCUUGGAGAUCAGCUGUACACAGAUGCGGCGUCUUUGACACGGAAUUCUUCGUCCUCCUCGACAACCAAUGCCCGGAACAAACAUAGGCCCAAAUUAGGUGCACGCGUAAUCCGCCCGCAGGACCAGCUCGGUAGCGGUCCCUUCAAUGCCGACGACACGCCUCUCGACGAAGAUGGCUGGGGUCUCGACGAUGACGACGACAAUCAACAUGUCCCUGCCUCAGCCGGAACGGCCAGCGGCCAGCAUGCCGUUCAUCAGCCACAACACGCAGACCGUUCAGUGCUUCAGCAUGUAGCUGCUCUCGACCGACAUGACCUCUCCGGCUCUCCCAGCGGUUCAAUGAUGAUGCAAAGUAGUAUGAGUUCAAGCUCUUCGCAGCACAGCACAUUCGCAGUCCAAGAGGCUACGUCUCGCGCAGCAGCCUCCGGAAGCAACGACGUGGAUGCUUGGGGUCUCGGAGACGAAGACGACAACGGCGCGGCCGAUGCCUGGGACCUGGACGACGACGAUGGACCGGCGCAGAUGCCAACGUCACCGAAGCAAACACGCACUCCUGUAGCGUUCCGAAACGAGAACGUCAAAUCAGCAGUCUCGACAUCCGCGGUACCUGCACAAGACGCAUGGAAUCUGCAGGACCAAGACAUCAAUGACGAGGAUGAUCCAUGGGAAGCUGCAGAACCUUCGAAAAGCUCCGAGACAGCGCAUGCUUUUGAGGCAGGCGCAAAGCCGCUGCUAUCGAGUGUUGACGACCGCUCUGAGGUGGGCAACCAGCUCGAAGAGAGCGAAAUCUCUCGCACUGCUCCAGAGGCGUCUGGCAGCCAUCCUCUGGUGGCAUCUCGGCCACAACAGGGCAGCAUUUCGUCAAUGUCUGCCACUGCAAUUGGGUUUCCAGACACGAACCACAAAGUCCCUCAUACUGAAUCAUCGUUCACAGCCCUACAUCCACAGUCAACGCACUUUGCGUCGCAAGCUCACCAGCAAGCCCCUUUCCAGGAGAAGAUUAGGCAGCCCAUUGAACAUGUCGAAUCGGCACGUCAAGCAGUCACGAAUCUAGAACCAGGACCUGCUGCUGUCCAGUCUGAAACCCUGACAAACCACAAGGAACAGGAAGCGGACGCGGAUGCAUGGGAUUUCGAAGAGGGCUCGAACCCAUCAGAGCCUGAUGGCGCUGAUCUCGCACCCAUCACACCACUGAAGCCGCAAACCGCAGCGGAGAAGCCGGCUGCCGCACCUGCACACGCUGUGACGGCUCAAACCGAGCCAACAGCAUAUGCGGAGGCGAGACAGAGUCCAUACGGAGAUCUCUCGGCCAAGCCGACGCCGGAGGAUGCGCAAGCGUCUGAGGCCGAAUCUGUCUCGAGGCCGUCGUCGCCCUCUGGCUGGGGGGAGGAUUUCUCGGACCCCGAAUCUACCAGCGUCCCAGCAUCAACGUCAUACAGAAAGGCUGUAGCGCAAGCUAGCACAAGACGUGGCGUGUCGUCGACCAGAUCCGUCUCUGUAGAUUCGAGAGCGGCGUCUAAUGCUGAGGCAAAGCCGCUCAAAAGUUUGCCCGCGCAUGCUCCUCCCAUCGCGGCAGCUGUCAAGGAAGAGUGCACCAUCAGCCAACGCUCACUUGAUCUCGUCAAGCUGGCCGAAAGCACGAUGAGCUCGGUGCUGUCAAAGCUGCAACACGGACGUGCUUCCGGGGAGGAUUCGGACAUGGAUGACGUGGAAGCGCUCGCUGGUAGCGUGUUCAAGAUCUUCGAGCUGCAUCGUGCACUGAUGCCAGUCGCUCACGGCGAGGUGCUUCGAGAUGUCCCGUCCUUGGCGAUGCAAUUCUUCAACGAUUGCGAGCAUCUAGCGCGGGAGUUGACGCGGCUUGUCGGCGACAAGGGUGACGAUAUCGCGACGGCAUGGAUGACGCACGAUGCCGAGGCGGCGAAGCGAUGGAAGACGAAAGAGCUGGCCAAGCUGGAGCGGGAAGCGGUGUCGACACGGAGCUUGGGUCAAAGGUGGUUCGAAGCGCAGAUGACAGCGCAGACCAAGAUCCUGCUUGACACACUGAUGGAAGCGGACGGAUUUGCCCGGACCUUCGACGAUCACCGCUACGCACGAUGCGAGAGGUGCAUCAAGCAGGUUGUGCAGAUGCUGCAGCAACUCGGCAAAGCCUGGCGACCGGUGCUCGUAGCGUCUCGUUUCCACGCUGCCAUCGGACGACUGGUCGAUUUGGUACUCCAAAAGGUGCUGCACGAUGUGCUCGACCUCGAGGAUAUCGGCGAGAGCGAGUCGGAGAAGAUCGCUUCUCUGGUCAAGACACUGGGCAGCUUGGAGGGUCUCUUUGCGGCUGACGGUGCGGACCAGCCGAGCGUGGCGCCACUCUGGGUGCCGAGCUGGUUCAAGACUUCGUAUCUGAUCGAGAUUUUGACUGGCUCAUUGGUAGACAUCGAAUUCCUGGCUUUCGAGGCAGGUGCGUUGGUCGACUACAGCCGCAGGGAGCUCACGGGUCUCAUCAGAGCCUUGUUCGCGGACACGCCGAAUCGGGCCAAGCUGUUGAGGAGGAUCGAAAGUGCACCUGUUGAAGUGCUGGCUCAGUGA
Messenger RNA from Pseudozyma hubeiensis SY62, 3501 nucleotides. RefSeq names its product protein kinase subdomain-containing protein. The record is from RefSeq and is a predicted model, not a curated record. Lineage: Eukaryota; Fungi; Basidiomycota; Ustilaginomycetes; Ustilaginales; Ustilaginaceae. Gene Ontology annotation, biological process: endoplasmic reticulum to Golgi vesicle-mediated transport; mitotic spindle assembly checkpoint signaling. Bases 1 to 3501 code for a protein of 1166 amino acids. The transcript has a single exon. Gene Ontology annotation, cellular component: RZZ complex.